CUCCUUUCCCAGGACUCCACGCCUGAAUCCGGCUCGAGACAGAAAAAAGAGAUCGCUGACUGGGAUCAGAAGCAUCAGAUCACUAUCAGAGAGUCAGGGGGGAGAAGGAUGGCGAUGGCCAGCAGCGCUCCAGCUUGCGCGGCGUCGGAGCUUGUCGCCAAGGGCAGGGAAUCGGCUGCUGUUCUGCAGGCCCUGCUCGUCGGCCAGCACCCGGCGGCUGGCGCAGUCGCAACACCCCGCGGCCUCCGGGAACUCACCGAACAGAUCCUCCGCUGCUGCGACCGCGCGCUCGCCGCGCUGCGCUGUGGCACGGAGGAGGACGCCGCUGCCGCCGCCGGCGGUACCAGGAAGCGCAAGCCGGAGCGCAGUUACAGCCCGGCUGCUGCUCCUGCGACGAGCUCCAAAAGGAUGAGGGGAGAGAGGGGAACAAGGGUUGAGAAGGGACGGACAAUGGAGGACGGCUUCAUCUGGAGGAAGUACGGCCAGAAGGAAAUCAACGGCAGCAAGUACCCGAGGCUCUACUUCCGCUGCACCUAUAAGGACGACCACGGCUGCAUGGCCAGGCGGCAGGUGCAGAGGGCGGAGGCCGACCCCUCCGUCUUCCUCAUCACCUACUUCGGUGACCACACCUGCUGCCGUGGCGACGACGAGCCGCUGGCGCCGUUCGUCAUCAACUUCGGUUCCAGCAGUAGCGACGGGCAGCCUAGCCGCAGUUCGCCGUGGCCUUCCUGUGAUGACGACGACCCGGUGAUCUGUAAGUCAACGGAUUUGUGCAAUUCGCCGGAGGAGGAGCUGCGAUCAAGCAUGGACAACGAGUGUGAGUUCAUCGACCAGUCAACAUCGGUGCCGGAGCUGACGAGUAUGAGCUCCAUGGAUGGGUGCUUGGAUUGGACGCUUUGCGAUGGCGAGAGCCCGUUUGACAUUGGCGAAUUCAUCGUACAGGACUUCGAUUACUUUGGUCUGCUUUAACAGAAAUACUGUAUCUGUAUGCAUGAUCAGUGUACAGACAGGUCGGUAUUGGCCAGGCCAAACGGAUCGUAGCUUAAUUUUGAGUGGGAAAUGUGUUAGUAUGUAGUAACUUUUGUUGUUUUGUCAGCCGUCAUGCUUCUUAAAUUUAAGAGGCAAAUUAUUAUGACGUGAGGUAUAGUAAAA
Messenger RNA from Panicum hallii, 1152 nucleotides. Its product is annotated as probable WRKY transcription factor 70. The record is from RefSeq and is a predicted model, not a curated record. Gene Ontology annotation, biological process: regulation of DNA-templated transcription. Bases 109 to 969 code for a protein of 286 amino acids. The transcript is spliced from 3 exons. Gene Ontology annotation, molecular function: DNA-binding transcription factor activity; sequence-specific DNA binding. Lineage: Eukaryota; Viridiplantae; Streptophyta; Magnoliopsida; Poales; Poaceae.